Molecule: messenger RNA, 963 nt
Organism: Trypanosoma grayi
Lineage: Eukaryota; Euglenozoa; Kinetoplastea; Trypanosomatida; Trypanosomatidae
Product: CCR4-NOT transcription complex subunit 2
Exons: 1
Coding region: 1-963 (320 amino acids)
Biological process (GO): nuclear-transcribed mRNA poly(A) tail shortening; regulation of DNA-templated transcription
Cellular component (GO): P-body; CCR4-NOT core complex
Source: RefSeq, a predicted model, not a curated record
AUGAAUAAUAGCAACCCAGCGGCACGCUAUGGUGGUGCAAUUCCGCCCGGCAUUCACAUGAGUUACCCUGCUCCGGCAGGAGCGCCAAAUCCUUAUCAGUCGAUGCGCGGGGCAUUCUCAGUCGCCGCACCGGCGUUCGUGGCCCAGCAGCAGCAGCAGCAGCAGAUGAUGCCGCAACAGCAACCACAACAGCAGGUCCCUUCGCAGCACCAAUCAGCUGUCCCCGCCGCUGCCCACCACCAGCAGCAGCAGCAGCAGCAACAGCAACAGCAGCAGAAGGGGUGUGUGACAGUGGAGGGCCCUUACGGCCUGUUGGCCCUCCCUGGGCUUAUUCAACACUCCGCCAACCCGGAGAACAGCGAUAACACGGCUUUUCUGUACUUGACCCGUGGCUUUGACCUCAAUUCGCUGGGCAUCAACGUGGCGCAACAGCGUCCGCUGCACCCGACGCUGGCGAGCUUAGCGUUAGAGCGGCCUGAGGCACCCGUCAUCGCUGAGUACCGCAUUCCCGAGUGCUACAAGCAGGCGAAGCCGCGCCAACCCACCUUGAAGCUGCUGCAGAAGUACAAGAACGAGACGCUGCUGUAUAUCUUUUAUUCAAUGCCGCGGGAUCUUCUGCAGGUGGCCGCCGCCCGGGUGCUGCUGGAUCGGGGAUGGUGCUUUCACAAGGUGCGGCAGCAGUGGAUGCGGCGACGCAGCACCAACGGCUUCGAGCUAUUCAACCAGAAUACGUGGAAGAUGGAGAUUGAGGAGAACUACCAGCCGAACCCUGCAGAGAUAGAGAAUGAUCUCUCAGACCCCGCCCAUGUAAGCCUUAGCGCGGUGAUUUCUGGCAGCACCAAUAACAGCAGCAGCAGCCCUGCUGGGAGCUCCAGUGCCGGUGGGUUAACGGGGGAGGCCCCGGCAGCAGCAACAACAACAGCGGCAGCAGCAGCAGCGAGCACAACAGCUGGGAGGAGUUAG